Messenger RNA from Notechis scutatus (mainland tiger snake), 2953 nucleotides. The record is from RefSeq and is a predicted model, not a curated record. NCBI's taxonomy places the organism in Eukaryota, Metazoa, Chordata, Lepidosauria, Squamata, Elapidae.
GGCUGCCCUUACUGCGUGUGGUAGAGAAGGCUUUGAGAUAGGUCUUUGCUUUGGUUGCGAGGGGCAUGGUUCGGCGGCGGCGGGGAGGCAGACGAGCUGUAGGUAAGGGCAAAUGAGACAGAUGUAUACGGAGAAGAGGCCGCCGGCUGGCUAAGAUCGGGAGUGGGCGACCCCUGUGCCCUCCUGCCCCCCGCUCCCCCGCACGCCCAUAUUCACCAUAGGCCGGAUAAAUCUGAUUGUUCUCCAGAGCGGGACGUGGAGCGGGUUAAAACGGAAAUUAGCCCCGUUACACUUUCCUGUUUUUAAAAAAUAUUCUGUUUGAUUUUUCCUGAUGCUUUAAUGAUUAAGACACCAAAACAGUUUUUCCCUCUCCUUAUAAACCCCUCCAAGUGGGCAACACAAGCAAUCUUGCUUUCAGCAUAUAAUUUAGGGAGCUUAAACUCGAAUCUAAGAUGGUAAUAGAUAGAACAUAGGUUUGACAAUACUGAUUUGAAAUAUGUUGACGUUUUCCUUUUUUGGGCCUUUCUACAUUAGCUUUUAUUAGUGUUGAACAGAUGAGUUACUUCAACUGAAGAGGUGAACAUCAAACUUAUUCCUGAAUUACACAUUCUCUCUAUUUUUUAAAAAAGUUUUGGUAUAAACAUCUUAAGCAUUGCUGGAGGAACCAUGGACUUUUCUCUGGUUCUUUUCCCUCCCAUGUUGCGGAUUUUUUAAAUACCUGAACUUGUCUUGUGUAAAGAUUUGCAUGACAUGAUCUUUUAACUGUUAUGAACAGGAAAUGAAAAUUAAUUGCUUAAAGAAGUUGAGUGGAUUAUAAUACCUUAUUGUUUGCCCUUUAUAGGUCACCUGACAUUCCUUAAAACCACCACCUUCCUUCCUCCCCAGCCCAAUUGAAUUGGACACAGAGAAGUAAAUACCUGUACAGGAGUUGAGUUCUACUUCCCCAGCAAUGCACAUGAAGCUUUCAUCUCAACCUGUUAAAAAAGACAUAGUCUCCACUAGUCUCAGUUGUUAAAUGAAUUCCGUGUCACCCACCUCAGUGCAGUACUUAAGCCAGGAAGAGUUGCACCACUCAGAUGGAAGGCAGUUUUUAAAUCCCAGAGCCAGCAGCCAGGGAGGGAGCUAUCCAGGGCUUUUCCCCAGAAGUGUCACCUGCAGCCAGUAUAGUGAACCUGAUGAAGUGGACAAGAUCAAGAGCAAGCUCCUCUCUACCUGGAACAAUAUGAAAUAUGGUUGGACUCUCAGAAUCAAAACCAAUUUCAGCAAGGUUUCCCCAGUUCAUCUGUUUGGACGUGUCUAUCGCUUUGGGGAAGAGGAGGAUGUGGAGCGCUUCCAGAAAGACUUUGCCUCUCGUAUCUGGCUAACUUACCGUCGAGAUUUUCAGCAGCUUGAAGGCACUACAUGGACCACUGACUGUGGCUGGGGCUGUAUGUUGCGCAGUGGGCAGAUGCUGCUUGCGCAGGGUCUUCUUGUCCAUUUUCUUAGCAAAGACUGGACCUGGUCAGAUGUCCUUAUCACUACCAAUUUGACAAAUAUGCAGCCCAUGAAAGUUUCCUCUCUACCCUGUCCCAGCAUCUCCCAUCUGCACCAAACUUCAUCCAUCCCCACUAAUAGGACUAUAGGACCCUGGGAGUUGUGGGCUCAUCGGCAUUCCUGCAGAUCUGAUGAAUUGGAGAAGGAAUGCUACCACCGUAAGAUUAUUUCAUGGUUUGCAGAUCAGCCACAAGCACCCUUUGGGAUCCACCAACUAGUUGAUCUUGGGCAUAAUUCAGGGAAGAAAGCUGGAGAUUGGUAUGGCCCUUCUGUUACUGCCCACAUCCUCAGGAAAGCAGUGGAUUGUUCUAUCGAAGCAGGCAAUCUGGUAAUAUAUGUUUCUCAGGAUUGCACAGUGUACAAAGGGGAUGUGGGAAACCUAGCCAAGAAGAAUAACAGCAGGACUCCAUGGGAUCCUGAGGCAGAAUGGAAAGCAGUCAUUAUCCUGGUGCCCAUGCGGCUGGGUGGAGAGACUUUUAAUCCUGCCUAUGUGGAGUGCAUCAAGGAGCUGUUGAAGUUAGAUUUCUGCAUUGGAAUUAUUGGAGGGAAACCAAAACAUUCACUGUACUUUGUCGGAUAUCAAGAUGACUUCCUGUUAUACUUGGAUCCCCAUUACUGCCAGCCUUUUGUGGAUACCACUAAGGAGAACUUUCCUGUAGAGACUUUCCACUGUAAUUAUCCUCGAAAAACAUCAUUCACAAAGUUGGAUCCCAGCUGUACUAUUGGGUUCUAUGUACGUCACAGAAUGGAAUUUGAACAUCUCUGCUUGGACUUAACUCAGAUCCUAAACUAUGCAGCUGCCAAAGAAAAAUAUCCCAUGUUCUCGGUUGUGGAGGGCUGCGCUCAGGAAUAUGGUUUGGAGGAGAUGUGUGCCCAUUUUGCCCAGCAAACCAUGCAAGUCCAACAGCAUAGUAAACGGGACAGAAUAAAGAAGCCCUCAGCUGAGGAAUUUGUCAUCUUAUGAUUGCUGGCUAGCCGGACCCACCACCUCAGACUUUUUUAUUUAUGUAGAGAUAAAGAUACAGGCUUGAAAUAGAGCUACAUUUCUUAUGUCCAAAAAAGAAAUCUGAGACAGCAGUUGUCUCUGCUUCUCUGACCUGUAGUAUUCCAGCUGUUCCCUAUGGAAGACACUGCAAAAAAAUUUACCUUGGGGUCCCUAAACCCAUAUGCAGACCUAUUCUCAUCUUCGGUUAGGCUGCAACAGAAAGCCGUGACACUGGAAUAAAGCUGCUGAAUGUAAAGAAGGACAUUUAGUACUAAAAUGACAGCCUAGAAUUUUUUUUUAGAAAGGAAACAGUCAGAUGAGGUUCAUUAAAGAGACUAUUGGUUAGCUUCAGAUUUUGCUGAGCACCAGCCUGAAAACAAGAGCUUCCUUUUCAUCAGCACUGGACUUGUUUCAUAGGCCUUUAAAAAGAAGGAU